Messenger RNA from Nematostella vectensis (starlet sea anemone), 1619 nucleotides. Its product is annotated as nucleoporin Nup37-like. Gene Ontology annotation, molecular function: protein binding. Bases 147 to 1115 code for a protein of 322 amino acids. Gene Ontology annotation, cellular component: nuclear pore outer ring. The record is from RefSeq and is a predicted model, not a curated record. Lineage: Eukaryota; Metazoa; Cnidaria; Anthozoa; Actiniaria; Edwardsiidae. The transcript is spliced from 8 exons.
GCCAGGCUGCAUGAAAUCAGAAAUGGCGGCAGAGUUCAAGAAAUAAAAGUAAGCUUCACGUUGUAUGGUUUUAGCUUUGAAUGCGAUCCAACAUUGUCAUCAGACAAUAGAAGUGAAAAGCAAUUACAGCCAAAACAGUCAAAGACAUGUCUGGAGUACUACCUGAAGACAAUACUUUGAGCAGCUUCACCUUUGACUGCCUGGAAAUCAUUCACACUGUGGAGUUUUCGCCAUUUAAAAGAUCUUCCAGCCUUAUUGCCUAUGGGGGUGAUAAACGUCUGGCUAUUGCCGUCUGUCAGUUUGGAGAAGAUACGCAGGAGUUCCAGUUUGAGCAUGUGACGGAUUUCCAUCAUGGGACCCGCGUCCAGGGCAUUGCCUGGUCACCCGUGACAUCUGUGACGCACUUGCCAGCCACAGUCCAGUUAUGUAGUAUUGGUGGUGAUAAGCAGCUACGCAUCUUUACAACAAGUGGAAAGGCAGACACAUCUGUCAGCUUGAUGACUGGACACACAGGUUACAUCAAUGCCUGCUGUUAUGAGCCCCUGAGAGGGGAGCAGAUUGCGUCUGUUAGCGAUGAUUACACUUGCAGACUCUGGGAUGUCGAGACGUCGGCAACAAAAGCAUGUAUACCCCUCAGCUCACCAGGCAUGGCAGUCAAAUGGAACCCUAACGAACCAAACAAGCUGAUGGUUGCUGAGAAGAAAGGCAUCAUCCGCUUCUACGACCUUGUCAGUCAACAGCCUAUUAUGUCAAUUAGUACCACCCAAGCACCCUUAAUGGAUGCAGACUGGGCGCUGACAGAUGCUCUAAGGGUGGGUGCGGUCGCUCUAGAUGACUGGCAUUUAUGGGACGUGUCUAAAUCAAGUCUGCCUGACAUUAGCUCCCAAGGACACUCAGGGGGAGUUACUCACUUCAGAUGGUCCCAUAGCCACAGUAAUUUGUUUGCAACAUCUGGUCGCCCUGGCAACCAAGUGAAAGUUUAUCAUGCUGGUCAUCAAAAGUUACCAGUCUCCUGUGACCUGAGGGUCGGUGGCGGUUUAUCAUGGCAUAGUCACCUAGCGAUAUGCGCUGCUGGAGGAGACAAGAAGGUCCACAUUUGGGCUGUAGAGGUUUAGAUGCGUAUCAGAGUGACAGCAUUGGGGGGGAGGGGCAGAAGUGUAACAUGUCAUCAGGCCCCCCUCCCCCUACCCCACAAGAAUGUGCUGUAGAAAGAGAUUGAACUACAUAUCGCAGGGCCAGGGGUGGAGGGGCUAAAGAUGAUUAUUUCAUAAUAUUUAACUACAUAUAUCAAUAAUGGCGAAAAAGGAGGCAGAGGAACAGAAAAAAAAAACACAAAAAGCAUGCUUUUUUCUCUUUUUUUGGUUAAAAUUUGUAAAAAGCAUAGGUUACAAGUUUUUCAUCGGAAGAAACCCCCCACUCGACUGGAAGGUCCGCUCUAAAGAAGGACGAGUUACCUAAGAGGAAAUGGUCUACUGAACGGUUCAUCCCCCCCCCCCCCCCACCCCUCUACGCUUAAAAUCCUGGCUACGGACUAGAGUUCCAUUUACAAUGUAAGAUAAAUAGGCAAGGCUAGGGUUUGAAAAUACGGUUAGAAUUAUACGAUAGAGCAUUCUUUAAAA